Molecule: messenger RNA, 7258 nt
Organism: Myodes glareolus (Bank vole)
Lineage: Eukaryota; Metazoa; Chordata; Mammalia; Rodentia; Cricetidae
Product: KIAA1210 ortholog
Source: RefSeq, a predicted model, not a curated record
AGCUGGCUCUGGGCAGAGCAGUUCUGUUCCUGGGACCAAGGCAGGUGGCUUUGGAGUUCUCUCUGGGACAAGCACCGAGAAUUCCGAGGGAAGCCAUAGAAAAAUGAGUUUACCAUGGCUGAGUCAUUAAGUGAAGUGUCCAGCAGCAUGGAAGGUUUGGAAGAUGAGGGAAAGAAGAAAUUCAAGUUUAAAGCCUUUAAGAGCCUUUUUGGCAAGAAGAAGAAGAAAGAGCCAGAAGAUGUCCAGGAAGGGAGAGUGACAAAGCCAAGUUUUUCCAGUAGCAGUCUGAAGCCAGUUAUGGAAAUCAAAGUGCACACGCCUAAGAGUAGCAUGGGAGCCAAGUCCAUAUCCCAUGAUAGUGUCUUCUGUUUGGAAUCUGAGCCUGAAAAAUUGGCAAACAAACUGCUCUUGCCUCCAGGGCCCCAGAGAAGCAGACCACAGGAGAGAUUUCCUAUUUCCAGAACUCUGCCUAGAGUGACAGGAACUGAUGUCCUUGGAGCUCUGAGUAGAUCUGUGGGCCACUGUGAUCCUAGAAGUGAACUCUGGGUGUCAGGCUCCAAGGUUGCUGAGAUCCCACCACUGCAGUCACAGAGACCCAGUAUCAGUUCCAGUGCUACCCAAGCUAAGAAAGACUUUAAGGACUUGGAAAUAGACUUUGCCAGUGACAAGAUAUCCAAGGGCUCCCCAAAGAAGUUUUCAGCACAACAUUCAGCGACAUGGAGCAAGGCCAAAGCAAAGCAGGAAGAACAGCAUGCUUCACUGGCAACUAAAGAAAAGGUCACAACCAAGACAAAACACGCAGACCGGAAGGACCACAAAAGGGACAGCACAGGGCCUUCGAUCCAGGAGCAGAGCUAUAACCCUGACUCUCAGGAGAAGAAGAAGACAAGAAAUCAGUCUCUAAGUACUGAUGCUGCCUCGAGCACAGGCCAUUCGGCUUCAGAAUCCCAUCCAAAAAGACGCAGAAGAAGAGUCAAAAACGAGUUGUGUUUCGUAGAGAAAAGCCCUCUAAAAUCCACGAAAGAACAUGGGAAAGCUGGCUCCUCACCUACUGAAGAGUUGCCUGGUAGGGAGCACUCUUUCUUGAAGCUUUAUCUGGAGAAGCAAAACACAGAGCAGAACCCAACUGCAGAGGCAGCAGUUACUACUCAGAAGAUGCCUUCAGAUAAAGGGAAUGUGAAGGGGGAAACGACUGCCAUAGACGUGGAAGCCCAAAGAACACCAGCACCACAGCCUACACCUACACAUGUGGCAGAAUUCACAGUCAACAGUCCACCACUCAGCCGUGAAGAAGGGGUUUCUGAAGGCAAGAAGAAAAAGGAGAAAGCCAGUUUGGUGUCACGGAUAAGAGGACCAUCCACAAGCCAAGAAGAGGCCACUGUCUUGAAGACAGCAGAGGCCCAAGCGUGUACGCCUCCUUCUCAAGUCCAUGGAGAAGAGGAAGAAGCAUCCAGCCUUGAUUUGCAAAAGUUUCUGCCAAGAAAGGAAUUAUCCUUGGAGAGCACAACUUACCACAAAGGAAGGCAUCCCAGAGGUGGCCUUCGGGCCUUUUCAGCAAGUGUUUCAAGCACUACCGCAGAGGAUGUUUCUAUGCCCAUGUCGCCUCUUCCCCUCAGGAGGUGGCCAAAUGCAGAGGAAAUCUCCUCUGAUUCAUACAGUAGUUCAGAGUAUGAGAGUAGUUCUGAAGUGCAACUGGGCUCCGCACAUUCUUUCCAGCUCCUGUGGAACCCUCAAGAUGAUGAUGUCUUCCUCAAAGCAGGAAAUGCAGAUGCUGAACUGAGCAAGAUGGCGUGGCAGCAGUCUCUCAGCUAUUCCUCCCAAUCUUUAGGAAAACUCAAAGCUAGAGAACUCUCCUCAGACUCAGACAGUUCCUCAGGUGAUCAGAGAAGCUGCGAGAUGACAUCUGCCCAGUCCUUCCAGUCCUUGGACGAGUUUGAAGGAUGCUCAGAAUCAGCAAGUUUUAUCAUCGAUUCUGCCUCUGAAGAGAAGUUGACUCCUGGGAGAUAUUCCCAGGCCUUGCUGGAGUCUGAAGAAAAUGAAGUCUCCACAGAGUCAAGCAGUUACUUUGAGAAGUAUCACAGUUCUGAGGAUAUGAGCAGCUCGGAGGAAGAGCACCCUCCUGAACCUUCCAAGCAGGCCCUGGCUCAGUCCAGAGACCAGCAAGAAGUGACCCCAGUUUCGAGGAGUACGCCAAAAGAGUCGAGUGGUUCUGCCAAGCCAGUGCACCCUGUACACACUUCUCCACCCAUUGUGAGCCCUAGUACUCAGCAGCAACCCCCCAUUUUGGGGAACGUUUCUGGAGCACAAAGCAGACCCGUGGAGUCACUACCUCCCAGCCAUACUGUCAGGUCAUGGAUGAGCCCUCAGUCUGAGCAUCAAGCAUUUGCAGAGGUCACUGCUGCUGACUGGGGCAUUUUUAUGCAGCCACCAUCCCCUAGAAGGGCUUUGAAGCACCCAGUGAGGCACACGGUUGAGCAAAAUGUCCCCACAAGUACAGACGUCUCAACCAUGGGAGAGGUGGCUUCUGUGGAGACUCUGCCUCGCAGACACCACUCUCAGCCCCCAGUCAGACCAGUACUUGAGCAAGAUAUUUCUGUAGGCCCAGAGCUUGGCGUUUUUGAAGAAUCUGUUGCUGCACAGUCUCCCAGAUACCCUUCUCAGCCUUCAGUGGGGCCAAACAUCAAAAAAGAAGCUUCACUGGGUGCUGAAAGUGCUGCAUUUGAGGGAAGCCAUUUUAUGGAGUUCCUGCCUCCUCAGCAUCCUUCUCAACCCCUGUUGAAACCCUUCACCCAGCACCAGGCUUUUGAAAGAGGUGUUUCUGUGGAUUCAAGGCUUCUGGUACAAUCUUCCCAGCCAUGGAUGAAGCCUCAAGGGAAGCAACCAUUUUCAGGUUCAGAGAGCACAGCUUUAGAAGGGAACUCAUCUAUGGAGCAUGUGCCCCCUCCUCUUUCCCAGCCUAUGAAGCAGCCUUAUCAAAAUGUGCAUUUCGAAUCUGAGACUGUCGCCACUAAGAUCAUUACCAUGGGCCCACAGCACACCAAAUAUUCUACUCAUUCCUUACUAACCCCUCAAAGUCAACCAGUCUCAGAAAGUACCUCAGUAGAAGGUGCCUCUUUGGUGGAGCUACUGCCUCCUCAACCCUCAGUAAAGCCCAAAUUCCAGUCACAGAUGACCCGAGAUCCAGUGAGUGCUUCCACUCAAGGGGGCAGCCCUAUGGAGUCAGCACCUGCUCAACAUACCUUCCAAACACAGCCUUUCCCUAAAUUUAAGCAAGUGCCUACAGGUUCAGAUGGUCCUGAGGCCCAAGGGAUCAUGCCUAUACAGCCAGGGUCUUCCAGAAGCCCUUCCCAGCUAUGGUUGAAUCCUACCUUUGAGCAAAUAUCUGUACUCCCUGGCAAUAUCCCUGCUUCAUGGGCCAUUCCUGUUUAUCCACCAGCUCCCAGAAUGCCUUCUCAGCCCUUGAUGGGAUCAGUAGUCCGACAGUCAGCCUCCACAGGAUCCGUGAACACAUCUAUACAACAAGUCGCUGUGGAGCCAUUGGCUCCUAGAAACCCUUUGCAGCCAUGGCCAACUUGUCCAUUUGAACAAAUCUCUGCACCCCCAGACCAGGCUGCAAAAGCAGCAUGGAGCAUUCCGGUUGAUCCACAAGCUCCCAGAGUGCUUUCUCAGCUCUUGGUGGAAUCAGUAGUCCAACAGCCAAUCUCCACGGAGUUAGUGGGUACUUCUGUGCCCCAGAGCAGCUCUGUGGAGCUCCUGCCUUCUAGAUUCUCUUUCCAGUCAAGAGUAGACCCGGAGACUUAUGUAGCAGAUGAAGGAGUUUCUGCAAUUGUGAAGCCUGGAAGGCAUCAUUCUCAACCCCCAAGAAGCACAGAAUUCAAGGAAGAAGUUUCCUCAGAUUCAUUGGGAGCUUCUGGAGAAUGGGGCAUUCCUAUCGAGCCAAAGCCUUCGAAAUAUGCUCCUCAUCCAUGGUUGGGCCCUGAGUCUGAGCGCCAAGCCUCAAGUCUAGAAGGUUUUGCCAAAGAGGGGGACGUUUAUAAGGAGGCAUGGAUUCCCAGAAAUCCUUCCCAAAGCAUUACAAAACAGCAAGUCCAGAAAACACCCUCAAGGUGUGAGAGUCCCUCUUUUGAAGGAGACAUUCCCUGGAAGCCACCACCUCCCAAAGCUACUACCCAGUUCUUAAUGAGUUCGAAAGUUAAGGACAUGUCCUCCAGUCUAGAGAGUGCUGAUGAUCAAGACAGCUCUAAGAAACAACAGGGUAGAGGUGCCCCUUCCCAGUCCUUUGUGAAAUUUAUGACAGAUCAAAUCUUUGUCGAGAGUACUGCUGGGGAGACAGCCAUUUAUGGAAAGCCUGUGCUUCAGAAUCGAAGCCGUCCUCCCAGAUCUUUGUUGAAGCCUAAGCUGGAGGAGCAAGCCUUCUUAUGUAACUGGGAUGAGGAACCUCAGGAAGACACCACUUUGAAGAAGCUGCCCCUGAAGCAGCCUCCGCAGUCGCCCAGAAGACCGAGGUCACAGGAAGUUCUGUCAUAUUCGAAGGGCGCCCCUCUGAGGUGGAGCAGCUCCGCAGUAGACAGCACUCAGCCCCUGGGAAAGCUUGAUCACCGGCAGAAAGUCUCCAUUUCUGUCAGUUUUCCAGAAGAGCGGAAGAGGUUUGAAGGACAGCUGCCUUCCACACAGCCUUCUCAAGGCUUCGAUGUUGCUAGGUCGCAGGCACCGGUUUUAUCAACAGCUUAUGCAAAUGUUCCCGUGGAGUGGCACAGUCCUGAGGGGCGGCGGCCUCCCAGCCUGCCUGCUCAGGCUUCAGUGAUCGCUGACUCUCAGCAACAAGCUUACGUAGGUUCUGCCAGUGCUGCCACUGAAGGAAUCAUUUCUAGGAAGAAUACUGGCAGCUGGUCCAUGCCAAAAGGCCCAGAUUCUACAAAGAAAGCCAUGAAAGACACACAAGGCUAUGGGGACUUCAUUAAAAGCACCCCAACUUCUGUUACCAAACCUGGCAAGUUCAUUUCGGUUCCUGCCCAGAAAGCAUUUGCUUCAACUGGCACUUACUCUACGGAGGAAGUUCCUCAGCGUCGUGAUGAAAAAAAGCGUUCUUCGUUUCUCUCCACCAGCAAGUCUGAUGUCGAAAAUGUUUUCGGAGUGCGACUGCGGAAAAUCUCCCAGAGGAGUGGGCUCCCAGAGCCCAUUGCGCCAGUUGUCCCAGCAGGCAAAGAACAGAUGAACAAAGGAACUCCCCAGGGCUCCAGUGGAGGCCAAGAGAAGUCCAGCCAAGCAUUUAGCUGUGCACAAAAGCAAGGAAACAGGCCCAGACAUGAAGGCUCUUUCAAGAAACUACCAGUUUUCAGACCCCCAGAAAUGAUCUCUAGUUUGAAGUCAGAUUACACUACAGAACCAUCUUGGAUCAGUGUGGCAAAACAGAGACAAAAGGGCUUUGCCUCCCACUUUUCUAAAAAACCCAGGACCAGAGCUGAAAUUAGGACUGAGACCAAGGAGCAAAAGUAUGAGUCAAAAUAUAAUCCAGAUGUGGAGACUCCACCAAAGGAACCCGAACCCACAACUGAUAUCCCCCCGAGAAUGACUUUUUCUUCUACUGUUCCCAGAGAGGAGAUGUCAAGGCUGUCUAAGUCUACAAAAUCAGUUGCGUUUGAGGAUCAGUACAAGCUUCAUCCAUAUACCAGGGAGAGAGACACCAGACGCUCUUCAAGUGUGCCACCCAAAAUUUCAUCACCCAAGGAGCCUGUGUGGUUCUCAAUGGCCAAGAAGAAAGCCCAAGCAUGGAGUCAAAUGUCAGACAUCAUGCAAUAAAUAGCUCCUGGCUGGAGCCUCAGAAUUUUCAGUAGCGAUUGCCAGUCGCUGCGGUAAUUCCAUACAACAGCUUUUCUAGGGCUAGUUUUUAUUAAGGAAAAUAACUUUAGAAGUAGCAAUUAACGUUUUUAAUUGUUCGAGUGAAAUACAUCCUACUAAUAUCUAACCCUCAGAAAGUCACUACCAAUAUCCCCAAACCCAGCAUGUUCUCCAGAAAAGUUAGGCUAGAGAGUUACAAAAUCAUUAACUUCAGACAUUGUGUCUUAGAAGAAAGAAAACAACCACAUUUUGCUUCAGCAAAUUAAAGGCUGUCAUUCCUUUCAACCAAAGAAUUUUAAUGGAAAGAUUCAGGUGAUUUAGCCCAGAUAAUGGAUGUACUUUCAACCAGGAAGAUGGCAAGUUCACUAGCUAGACUGUGUCUGGGUCCUCUGGAGAGCAUCCUUCCUCUCUGGCUCCAGGCUGAAGGCAAAGAACUGUGUGUAACUCAACGUCUUAGUUCCUUUCCUGUUGCUGUAGUACAUUCUCUGCUAAGACCAACCUAAGGAAGAAAGGGCUUAUUUUGGCAUAGAGUUUGAGUGCACAGCCCACCAUAGCAUGGAAUUCCUGGCAGCAGAAACUUGAGGAAGUUGGUCACAUUUUUUAGUCAAGAAAUAGAGAGCAAUGAAUUUCUGUGUUCAACUUCCUUUCUCUUUUUAUAUUUUUUAGUCCAGGAUCCAAGCCUAGGGAAUGGUGUCAUCUAUGGCAGAUGGGUUUUCUCCACCUUAAUUAACCUUUCCAUUGUCAAAUUCUACACAUUUAUUCUAUCUCUCAAGUCCAACAAACAUUAUGAGAAAUCUGCAUUUAGAAGCCUUAACAGUAAAUCUAGCUCCUUUUUCCUAGAUCCAAAGGACAUCUACUUCUGUCGUAUGCUUGCUGUGCUUAAACAGACAUGCAUUUUGAACAUCUAUGUUGGAUGCUUCCCCAUUCAAAACUAUGUCUAGAAAGGCAAUGAGAGUCUAAGGCUAACUUAAAUAACUGGUGCUGGGUUUUGCUGAUGAUGCUAUAAUGACACACUGUACAACAUGCUGAAUUUUUUCAUUUAAUCUGUAAGACAUCUCCUUAUUUUGAUCCUCUAGCUUUGCCCUUUUGAUAAUGUUAAGUUUUUCGUUGACUGGGUUUCAUUCCAUUUUUGUUUCUAUGGUGAAUAGUUUAUUUAAACUAAUGCUCUUAACAUAGAUAAUUGCAGUAUGUUAGUUCUAACACUUCCCUUCUGCAGUUUUGCCCAUGCAGUCAUUGCGUCAUUCUCACUAUGAGAACUCCCCAUUAAUGAUAUCUCUCCCAUUACUAACAAGUCUCAGUUUUUAAUCAUAAUCUUAAGGUUUUUCAUUGCCUAGAAAUGUAUUCUGAUGGGUUUGUUUCUUUUAGCUUUCUUGUUUUUUGGUUUUGAUUAGCACAAAGCAAAUAAAUUCAAUAAAGCUUA